Molecule: messenger RNA, 3491 nt
Organism: Chrysoperla carnea
Lineage: Eukaryota; Metazoa; Arthropoda; Insecta; Neuroptera; Chrysopidae
Exons: 7
Coding region: 190-2973 (927 amino acids)
Cellular component (GO): precatalytic spliceosome
Molecular function (GO): double-stranded RNA binding; zinc ion binding; single-stranded RNA binding
Source: RefSeq, a predicted model, not a curated record
UUGAAAUUGGUGGUACUUUAUUUCAUUUCAAAAUAAUUUUGAAAGAAAUGGAAUAAAGCAACCGUAUUUUCUUAUACACAGUAACUAAUAACCGUGCGUACAUUUACUGUCAAACAGUUAUUAUCGAAAUAUCCCAUUUUUAAUAGUCAGAACUAAUAUAAAUAAAAGUUUUAAUUUUACUUAAACAAAAUGGAGGAGAAAGAAUGGUUUUUAGAACGUAUCGACCAUAGCUGUUUUAGCAGACCAACACUGCCACAAUUACGACACAUUAUCUCGGAUGAUCCUCGGAUCAAAAAGUAUUACCCAUGUAUCGAGAGUUCCAGUAUCGAGGAAGCACGGACAGAUAUCGGUUUUUCCACUGGCAAUUCUGGAGCAGAAAAUAAAUGGAAUCAUUUAAGACAAGAAGAAUCGUUAUUUUACAAACAAAUAAAUAAUUCUACUGAUAAACCUCAAGGCGAUGACACUAACAAAAUCAAGAUUCUCGGGAUGGAAAGCUCAGGAAUUGAAAGUCCUGAAAUCGAUGGAUUAUUUGACGAAAUAAUGAAUUGCUUAGACGAAGAUGAAACAAUAGAUUUCACUAGUAACGAACCGAAGAGUGCGUUAGAAAGCUCCCGGCAAAAGUUAAAAAAUUUAUUAAAUAAAUCUCCAGUGAAAAAUGUUAUAGAAAAUCCAUUUCUUGCAAAUACUGGGCCAUCAAAUUUAUUAAAUAAAGCUCCAGGGAAAAAUGUUAUAGAAAAUCCAUUUCUUGCAAAUACUGAGCCAUCAUCAACUGUUGCUGAAAAUGCGUUUCUUCCAAGGACUAUGCCAUCAGAAGCUGUUAUAGAAAAUCCAUUCCUAUCAACUACUGGGCCAACAGAAACUCAUGUGAAAAACUCGUUUAUUUCAAACGCUACAUCAACAGGAACUAUAGAAAAUUCGUAUUCUUCAAACACUGGGUCAUCACAAGUCCUUGUAGAAAAUCCAUUUCUGUCAAGCCAUGCAGUCGUCGAAAAUCCAUUUCUAUCUGUUGAAGAUAGUAAAAAAUUAUUUGAUAAAAAUAACCAUGAAAAAUUGGAUAAAUUUCGGAGCAGUCAUGAUCGAGUGAAGUCUUUAUUAGCGAAUGUUAAUUUACCACCCGAAUUGAAAAAUUUUCGUGAUCCAAGUAGUUUUGAAGAAAGUUUGCGCGGAAAGAAAAAUACUGAACAAUCGUUAAGAAAACAAGAUAUAUCCUACCUUGGAGCAACUUUACCACUAGGAGAAGCAGGUUCAUUUCCUCGAGAAACUUCAUUCGAACGGGAACUGCGUGGAUUAAAAGCUAUUUUAAGAGAAUCAAAAAGUUCCACAACAUUGGCUCGAAGUCGAUCAAGAUCAAAAUCACCAAGAAAACGACGUAAAAGGUCUCAUUCUAGAAGCACCUCUAGUGGGGAUACCUCUAGGGAUAGAUUAUCAGGCUCUCGAAUAUAUCGAAAACAGAAAGCAUCAAGAUCUCGUAGUCGAUCUCGUUCUACAGAACGUAAAAAACUUCGUAAAAGAAGUCGAUCUAAAACUCCGUAUUCAGAAUUGAAAACACGAUUUAAAAAUUUCCAGCAAAAGCCAACAAAUAAAGACAGUACUAAAAUACUAAAAUCCCGAUGUAAUUCACCAGUAACACAUCGCUCUACUUCAAGAGACAGAUUAGCGCGCCCUCGAGUAUAUCGAAAACGGAAAACAAGCUCAUCGAGAUCCCGAAGUAGAUCUCGAUCUUCAGAACGUAAAACUCUUCCUGAGAAGAAGUAUUCAGAAUUACAAAAUCGAUGGAGGAGUACCCAACCCGGUAUAACAAAAUCAAUUUUGAAACCGCGAAGUAGAUCACGUUCGUUAGAACGUCAGAAACUUCGUAAAAGAAGUCGAUCGAAAACUCCAUAUUCGGAAUCGAAAAAUCGAUGCAAAAGUUUCCAAGAAAAACAAUCAGAUAUAGAUAGUAAAACAAAAUUAACUAGUCGAUCUCACCUUCGUCCUCGUCGAUCUAGAAGUAGAUCUAGAGAAAAAUUUCGUGAUAAAAGUAAAUCACGACGAUAUAGAAGCAAAUCACCUAGUGGGGCAGAUAAUAAACGAAGGCUGUCUAAAAGUAAAUCUUUAUCACCUCCUCGUGAAUCUACUGAUAAUAAACUUAAACAAUUAAAUGAAGAAAGUUCUAAUUCUAAUAAAUUACAAAUACCUUCGUUUUCAAUAAAUUAUCAGCCACCAACGUCAGUAGAGUUACCACCUAUGACACCAGUACUUCCACCGAUGCCACCAAUACCACCUAUGUUAAUUCAAACACCAAUGGGACCAAUUGUGCCAAUGCAACAACAACAACCAAUGGCGUCCUUUGAUAUUCCAUCGACGAGCUGCAGUCAAGAAACAGAAUUACCAUCGUUCAACUCAGAUGGAAAUUAUUUAAGGAAUAAUUCUUGGAAAUCUACCAAGAAAAAGAAAAAAAUACCUCAUGAAGAUAUAUAUUGCGAUGUGUGUAAUGUAUUUGUGAAUACAGAAACACAAUACAACUUACAUGUAAGGAGCAAAAAGCAUAAGAAAAAAGAAGAAUUAAUAAAAUCGGUUCGAAGGAAUGGAGGGAUACUACCUACUCCAGCACCUGUCCCUCAAGUCAAAUUAAGCUGUGAAGUUUGUCAAAAAUAUAAUUUCCAAACUGUUGACUCAUAUAACAAUCAUAUGAUGUCAAUCAAACAUUUGAAAAAUUUCACUGCAACUUUAAACGAAGUUUCUGAAAUCAAAUUAUUUAAUCCCGAACAACAAUCCAAAACCACAGCUGUCGAAAGUUUCCAGAAAUAUUCAGAAAACGUAUUUGCCAAUGAAGCGAUAGCUGUGCAAGUAAAAAAGAAAAAUCAGAUUAUAGAAAAUCAUUGUCAACUGUGCGAUGUUACAGUUAAUUCCGAGGAGCAAUUUGAAAUGCACCUAAUUUCAAAGGGACACAGGAAAAAGUUAUCAAAAGUAAAUAAGUCAAAGGCAAAAUAAACUUCAGUCUUUUUUCUUCGAUUUAAAGGAUCAAAGCAGUGAAUAAGUGAGUAUUAGUAUUACCUUGUACAAAAUAUAUUUAAAAAAUAUGAUGUUUUGUAUGCAAAAAAGUGGAGGUGCACUAGAUGGCAACUAGAUGGCAGCACUAAUUAUAAAAUUUCAUCAUUUUUCGAUUAACAAACUUUUUAACCACCGAUUCAAAAAGAGGGGUGUUAUUAAUUUGAUUACUAUGUUUGCGUAUGUCUGCCUGUCUGUCUUUUUGUGUGUCUAUGACAUCGUAGUUCCUAAACGAAUGAACCGAUUUUGAUUUUUUUUUUAGUUAAUUUGAAGUUAAUUUAAUUGAGAGUGUUCUUAGCUAUAUUUCAAGAAAAUCCGUUCAGUUUGGACAACAAAACAGUAUUUGUCAAUUAUUUGUUUAAAAUAGUUUAAAUGAUUUUCAUACAAUCUUUCAUACCCUUUUCAACACCAGCAAAAUAAAUUAGUUCAGUAAAAUGAAGAUUUAAACUACCAUCAAAACG